Messenger RNA from Fomitopsis serialis, 1628 nucleotides. RefSeq lists its product as uncharacterized. Bases 109 to 1344 code for a protein of 411 amino acids. NCBI's taxonomy places the organism in Eukaryota, Fungi, Basidiomycota, Agaricomycetes, Polyporales, Fomitopsidaceae. The record is from RefSeq and is a predicted model, not a curated record. The transcript has 3 exons.
GUGACCUUGUGUUGCGCAGCGUGUACUAGUCUGUUCAUUUGACCGCCACGUACUCCUCUCGUCAGGUACUUACCUCUCCGCGCCGAACACGUACGGCCAAGGCGUACCAUGAUCCUCCCCUCCCCCCCUUCCUUGAUCGACGACGAGCUGCCGCCCGAUGCUCCUCCGGCGUACGACGACCUGCCACCACAGGCGGACGCUCCGGCUGUGAAGAACGAGAAGACAGAGUCAGCACUAAGUCCUGGUACGCCAUCCGCCUCCACGUUUCUGGCGACUUCCCCGGCCUCGGCAGUCUCGUCGAAGUCGCCCACGUCGCCCAGCAAGGGUGCGGAAGGAAUAUGGGCGUGGAUACCUUCCCCCGCACGUACUCGCGCAGCAGCAGAGGUUAGGGCGACUGUACUCGGGCUCAUAAGGGAGCUCAUUAAGCGAGGGGAUACUGGGCCUCCUGCGCGAUCCAUUCUAUCCAGCUGCGACGACGUGUGCCAUGCUUAUCGUCUCUCGCUCUCUUCGAUCCUCCAGGACCGCUGCGUCGAGGGUCACUCUGCCAUGUACUGGGCAGUCAUCAAGCGUCGCAAGGGCGUCGAGCUGAGUACCGACUCGCCGACCGACGUCCUUGGGGCCUUCCUCACAUUCGGCGCGCCGCUCUUACCCGUUGCCCUCUCUGAAAUCCGGCUCGCAUGCCUGCAGAAGGCAGACCAGGCCCUCUUCCAACAGCUGCGGCAGUCGCCCUCGUUCGCGCCCUUGAGCGGGAAGGACGACAUGCUGCUCAGCCCGUCGUGCGCACGCGACGAGAUCUACGUGGAGGACAUCGCGUCGGAGGACGCGUUCGCCGUGCGCUUCCGCAUCCCGAUGUUCCAGCAGCGCCUGCGGGUCUCGAAGCACAUCAGUCUGGAGUUCAUCGCGCGAGGCAGGCUGUGGUCGUUCAGAUUCCUCAUCGCCUCCGCGGACAACUACAAGCUCCGCCCGAUUGCAGAGCCUGGCAGUUGGGUCGUCACGCUCUCACUGCUCGAGCACAGCGCGCCCACCGCGAUCGACUCGCGUCUGGUCAUCCAGGACGUGUCCACGCACUCCUCUGACGCUGCUUCCUCGAGCCAGCCAGGGCAGUCGCCCCUGCGAAGCGCGAGGGUCCCGGAGCGCAGGCCGCCGAUUGAGGUGCGGCUCAAGAGCGCGGAGGACCUGGCGCCGGACACAUACGAGAACUUCAUUGCUGCAUCCUUCAAGAAGAACUCCUUCGCCGACCGUCUGCAGUACGAUGGAAGUCCGUACAUCGGCAGUGACGGCUCGUUGGACGCUACGCUAGAGGCGCGUUUGGGCAAGCCUGGGCUAGAAUGCGUCAUAUGUUAGAUGCCCUUCCUUUGUAUUCUCCUGUCACCUCUUUCCGGACCUCUUCGUCGCGCUCUCUUAGGAUUAUGGUGAGGCCUUCCCCCCUGCAUAAUCAGUCGCCGUGUCCUGACAUUCCGUUUUCUUUUCAGUUGUGUUCAUACCUGUACCAUAGACUUCUUCAUCUGGGACUUCUUCGGCGUGUAUGUGUACGAGUAGGACGUCGGGACGCGCUUACAACAUCAUUGUUCCGCAGUCUUCGCCUGUCAUGUGAACAAUUUGAGCUUUCACCGUCGCUGCGCCGGUUU